This is a messenger RNA of Trypanosoma rangeli, 657 nucleotides long. RefSeq lists its product as uncharacterized. The record is from RefSeq and is a predicted model, not a curated record. NCBI's taxonomy places the organism in Eukaryota, Euglenozoa, Kinetoplastea, Trypanosomatida, Trypanosomatidae. The coding region runs from base 1 to 657 and encodes 218 amino acids. The transcript has a single exon.
AUGAAGAAGCGGACUGCACCAAGGCCCACACGCGCCGGCGUAUAUUUUUUUCAGCAGCUGCUUCCUCCCACGGCUGCGUCAUGCUCGCCUGAGGCGCAUGCUAGCAGCAGUGAUCAUGCGGCCACGAACGAGAGGGUGUUGGAGGCGGUUGAGGCAAUCCUCAAAGAAUCGUUUAGCCCGUCAGAAACCGCGGCGCUGCUGCGGCGCUGCACAGACGUGGAACAGGGCAGAUCCGAGGCGCUUGAGGGCCUGCUAGAGGCCGCUUGGACGCGGGUAGAAGAUAUCAUGGCGCAAAACAAGCAGCGUCGUCGUGCUAUCGAGGAGGAGCUACCGCAGAGCUUGGUAGGGUUCGACGCAUACAAGUUUUGGACCCCUGAGGUGGCGGCGGCGCGCUUUAACUUUCCCACUCCAGAGGAGUUUGGGCUGUGCAGUAACGAAGCUGACGAGGAGAAUGGAGAGGCUGGAGCGUCCCGUUUAUUGGUUGACACCGUGGAACACGCCGAUCACAAUGUGGGCUCCUCUCACGAGCCGCCUCAAGACCCAGCUGAUGCUGCAUCGUCGGUUGCUGCUGCUGCUGCUGCCGCUGCCGCUGCCGCCGCCGCCGCCGCCGCCGCCGCCGCCGCCCCGGCCACCGCUGUCGGCGCCGGGGCAACGUAG